UGCCCCCAUGGAUAGAAGGCUAAGAGAUGGGAGGGGGAGCCCUGAACUCAUGGUCCCUUCAUGGGCACCAGAGCAGUCACUCCACCCUAAACUGUGACUUGGACCCUCCUUGGUCUCCCGACACUUUUUUCCCCAUUUCUAGUUUGGUCUCUUUGAUCCCCCCUCUCCUCCAUCUCUGCCCACAGAAGGGACCUUCCUCUGGAACUUUCCUAACUAACUCCCCCCCAAACCUCAUUGUUUGGGGAAGCUGGCUAAAUGCUCCAAUCUGGCCAGCCUCCUGGAUUUUAAUUCGGAGGUGGAACAAGUCUCUGACCCAAGGUGAAGAUUAGCAGAUGGAUUUGCAAAGCUGUGACUAACAUUUGGAAAUCUCACAUCCCAGCUCUGGCCCCCUUUACUGAGCAGCAGAAAACCCAAGAAACAAGAGUGAGCACCUAUCCUGGGAGCCUGGGAGCUCGACUCAGCCAGCCGGACCGCACAACUACCCAGGCCCUGCUCAGUGGCUUCUCCAGCCAGCUCGUAGCCACCCUCAAACACUCCUGAGGAAGGAACGGAGACAGCCCUGCCUGCCAGAGGAGCUCGGCGAUGAGGAGCUAGGAACCAGAGGCCCAGGGAACCAGAGCCAACACUAGGGCACUCGAGGGGCUCCAAGCGUCAUGGCGUCUCUUGGCCUCCAGCUGCUGGGGUACAUCCUGGGCCUCGUGGGGCUGGUGGGCACCCUGGUGGCCAUGCUGCUCCCGAGCUGGAGAACGGGCUCCUACGUGGGGGCCAGUAUCGUCACGGCCGUCGGCUUCUCCAAGGGUCUCUGGAUGGAGUGUGCCACCCAAAGCACCGGCAUCACUCAGUGCGAUAUCUACAGCACCCUGCUGGGGCUGCCCGCAGACAUCCAGGCUGCCCAGGGCAUGAUGGUGGCUUCGAGCACCAUCUCGUCCCUGGCCUGCAUCAUCUCUGUGGUGGGCAUGAGGUGCACUGUCUUCUGCAAGGACUCCCCGGCCAAAGACAGGGUGGCAGUGGUGGGCGGAGUCUUCUUCCUCCUGGGAGGCCUCCUGGGUUUCAUCCCCGUCGUCUGGAACCUCCACGGGAUCCUGCGGGACUUCCACUCGCCGCUGGUGCCCGACAGCAUGAAGUUCGAGAUUGGAGAGGCCCUCUAUCUCGGCAUCAUCUCCUCCCUCUUCUCUAUGGUGGCCGGCACCAUCCUCUGCUUCUCUUGCCCAGCCCGGGGGGGAGGCCAGUCCCCCUACUAUGGCGCUUACCAAGCUCAGCCCUUAGCCACCAGGGCCUCCCCUCGGCCGGGGCAGACCAUAAAGGGCAAGAGCGAAUUCAACUCCUACAGUCUGACAGGGUACGUGUGAGGAGUGCCUUGGGGGGUGGGGGCCAGAGUGGGGGGGCAGCCCGUGGCUCUGAUAGGGGGAGAGACAUUUCCAUCUGAUCGAGUCAGAAGGCAAUGCUGAAGAUAGGACGGACCUCGGGGGUUCCCUGGAGUCUGACUGGAGGAGCUGGUGCCAAGGCCUUCCCACAGACCUCCUCCCCACCCGGCAGCCCCCCUCCCCACCGCCACCCUGCCCUUUUCUUUCCCCCAGCCCACGGGCCCCUACCUGCCUUAUAUGUCUGGGAAGCCACCCCGGUUCCCUCGCCUGCUCCGCCCCCUCCCCCGGGCCUUCUCAGCUCAAGAACUUCAGAGUCUCCCUCCUUGAACCCUUCCCACCCCCACUCCCUCCAAGGCCCCGACCAGACUGACCAUUUCUCGCUCCCAUUGAGAGGCAGAGGAAGAGGAAGAGCCAGCUCCCAUGGGGCUUCUGACUGGGGUGUGGGAGGGGGAAGGCCCAAAUCCCAUCAAGCAUGCUUCCUCUGCCAGGAGAGUUCACAGAGAAGCCGGGAGCUUGGGCACUCUGGAGGGCACCCACUCCAGGCCGCUGCCCCGGCGAUGGGGAAGCCACAGGAGCCCGAGAUGGGCGGGGGGAGGGAGGGGGAACCAGUUUUCCUAAAGAUUUCCUAGAGAUGCUCCGUGGCUUGGGGUAGAACAGCAUGUGGGGCCGAGGAAUAUCCUGACAUCCUCCUAGAUUUCCUGAGAAAUAGUAAAAAUGGAAAAAUAAAAAUACUGAGCUAAAAGAA
Antechinus flavipes (yellow-footed antechinus) is the source of this 2109-nucleotide messenger RNA. RefSeq names its product claudin 2 (gene CLDN2). Gene Ontology annotation, biological process: calcium-independent cell-cell adhesion; bicellular tight junction assembly. The record is from RefSeq and is a predicted model, not a curated record. Gene Ontology annotation, molecular function: structural molecule activity. Gene Ontology annotation, cellular component: bicellular tight junction; plasma membrane. The transcript has 2 exons. NCBI's taxonomy places the organism in Eukaryota, Metazoa, Chordata, Mammalia, Dasyuromorphia, Dasyuridae. The coding region runs from base 654 to 1349 and encodes 231 amino acids.